AUGCUCAGCAAGCAAGAUCAAUCCCGUGAGCUCCAGAAGCGCCAGGAGAAGGAGAGGCAGGAGGCUCAAAACAGAAAUAUGGAUCAGCUUGCACAGCUAGUCGUCGACACCAGGAAUGCCACCAUUCAAGAGGAGUGUCGGCGAGCCCAGGAGCGCGCCCAGCGUCAGAACCGCAGAUAA
This is a messenger RNA of Colletotrichum aenigma, 180 nucleotides long. RefSeq lists its product as uncharacterized. Lineage: Eukaryota; Fungi; Ascomycota; Sordariomycetes; Glomerellales; Glomerellaceae. The transcript is spliced from 2 exons. The record is from RefSeq and is a predicted model, not a curated record. Bases 1 to 180 code for a protein of 59 amino acids.